AUGGGGCGUGCCAAGGCGGUCGUGCUCGCCCACUACAACCUCAUGGCCUGUAAUGCCACGUGGGCGCCAGCGGCGGGGGAGACGCUCAUUCUCGCUAUGCCCCUCCUCCACGUCUACGGCUUCACCUUCUGCCUCAGGGCGGCGUUGGCGAUGCACACGCUGGUGCUGCACACGGCGAGGAGGAGGUUCGAUAUCGCGGCGGUCCUGGAUGCGGUAGGGAGGUUCGGAGUGACGUGCCUUGCGCUAGCGCCGCCAGCGCUGCUGGCCAUUGUGCGGACCACCGAGGAGGAUGCAACGACUGCCUGCAUGGCCACACUCAAGGCGGUGAGCUACGGCGGCGCACCCAUCGCGGCGACCUCAUUGUUCAGAGUCUCAGAGAUUAUCGUUACUGGUUGA
Messenger RNA from Miscanthus lutarioriparius, 396 nucleotides. NCBI's taxonomy places the organism in Eukaryota, Viridiplantae, Streptophyta, Magnoliopsida, Poales, Poaceae. The record is from the annotation of a GenBank genome assembly.